AUGGGUCAAGCCCUCAUCACACCUACCGGCAGCUUCUUCGUGGGACACAAGCUACGUCCUUCGGGUGGCGAACGAACAAUAUGGUCAGAUGGCGUUACCUCGGACUUGCAGGUCAUAGCAACACCGUAUGGCCGUUGGGGAAUAUUGGAGUGCUGGGAGCACUUCCAUCCAGCAAUGACAUUCAAUGUCCAAGCGCAAGCUGAGGCACUACAUCUUGCCUCGUGGCCAUACACACCGGAUGCAGCGGAUCCUCAAGCAGAGCCCUUCGAAUCUCUCGAGAUAAACCUGGCGGCUGCAAGAGUAUAUGCUGUUAAUAGCAAUGCGCCACUCGUUUUUGCCUCAGUCGGUAACGCAAGGUUCCUUGAUGCACAGGGGCUUGACCUCUCGGUCAUCAAAGCAAAGUCGACGGAGGAACAGUCACUGCUGUAUCACUUUUUCAACACCUCUGGGCUUGCUGAGACAGUACCUUACUCCACAGAAGGCGAGCAGAGCUGGGGUAUCCUGCAGCAAAUCUAUGACAGCUUUCCAAACUACAUCCCGAAAGUGGUCGGCACUUUCGUGCAGAGACGGGUCAAUCCUACCUCGGAUCUGUAG
Messenger RNA from Alternaria arborescens, 594 nucleotides. RefSeq lists its product as hypothetical. The transcript has 2 exons. Gene Ontology annotation, molecular function: catalytic activity. NCBI's taxonomy places the organism in Eukaryota, Fungi, Ascomycota, Dothideomycetes, Pleosporales, Pleosporaceae. The record is from RefSeq and is a predicted model, not a curated record. Bases 1 to 594 code for a protein of 197 amino acids.